AUGUGCUGCCAAGCGCGCCUCUGUCCGGCUGCCAGACUGAUGGGAUCCUGCAUCGCGGUUCGCUGGAUCGCCAGGCCCGUUGGAGACAGAGACCAGAUCGACCGGGCUCAAGUUGUCGUCGGGCUGCCCUCUGCCCGACUGGUCGCCUGUGCGUCCGUUGCCCUCGAGACUUUUAAGCUUCACAUUUGUUACCUUCUGCUAUAUCCUCUUCACCGCGACUCCGGCUUUAGUCUUCGAAGAGGAAGUCACUACUGCCCGUUUGAGCUGUUAACUCUGCCGCUGCAGUCGGCUCGUACAACCGGAAGUACCACAGCAAGUUCCUUCGACAACUCGGAAGGAGCCAGCUACUCCAGGCAACGACACAGCGAGAGCGAGCGAGCGAGAGAGAGUGUGUGA
Messenger RNA from Protopolystoma xenopodis, 396 nucleotides. Lineage: Eukaryota; Metazoa; Platyhelminthes; Monogenea; Polystomatidea; Polystomatidae. The record is from the annotation of a GenBank genome assembly.